Messenger RNA from Conger conger (European conger), 1665 nucleotides. It is a transcript of the gene hspbp1, whose product is annotated as HSPA (heat shock 70kDa) binding protein, cytoplasmic cochaperone 1. The transcript is spliced from 8 exons. The coding region runs from base 224 to 1225 and encodes 333 amino acids. NCBI's taxonomy places the organism in Eukaryota, Metazoa, Chordata, Actinopteri, Anguilliformes, Congridae. The record is from RefSeq and is a predicted model, not a curated record.
UAUAAAGGGUAUAUUACGGUAGAGCAUGACUCACAGACUACACAACAUGAGGCAAUGGCCGUACAGUGGCGGCCAGUGAAGUUCUACGCCUUCUCGCAAAAUCUAGAAUAUUCUUAAUACCCAUUUAUAUACCGUAGCCUAGAACCGUGUCAAAUGAGUUCAAAGUAACAGUCUCUCACUCGUAUAUCUUCACGGCGAAUAAAACAAAAAUACUGAGAUCGUGAUGGCUGAGGGUGAAGAUCACAGGCAACACCCUCGUAACCUACAGGGGAUCUUGCAAAUGGCUGUGGAGGCAGGCUCUGCCGCUGACGGAACUGCUCCCAGCGAGCCCAUGUCGGAUGAGAGAAAGGAGUGGCUGCGAGUAGCGUUGUCUGAGGCAUGCAAGGGACAGCACGACGAGGUGGAGCAGAUGAAGGAGUGUCUGGCCAUCCUGCGGAGAGAGGACGUCAGAGGAAGGGAAGGGCAGGAAGAGGAGGAGGAGGAGGAGGAGGAGAAGAGAGAAGGAGCUCUGGAGCUGCUCUCUGAACUCUGUGAGAACCUGGAUAAUGCUCGAGAUUUUAUGGUGCUGGGGGGUCUGGACCUGUGCCUGUCCCGAUGUCUGUCGCACCCCCAGGGCGGGGUCCGGUGGAGGGCGGCCCAGCUGCUGGCCUCCUGUGCUCAGAACAUGCCGGAAGUGCAGUGCCACUUACUGGGCCUGGAGGCGCUGUCCAAACUCCUGCGGCUCACCGACGCAGACCCCCAUCCCACGGUCAGGGUGAAGGCGCUGUACGCGGUGUCCUGUCUGGUCCGCGAGCAGGAGUCAGGGCUCAAGCUCUUCCUGUCUCUGGACGGGUUCUCUGUGCUGAUGCGAGGGAUGCAGUCGGACAGCGAGAAACUCCGGACCAAGUCUGCCUUCCUCCUGCUCAACUUACUGACCGCUCACCCCGAGCACAGAGGGGCGGUGCUCUCCAUGGGCAUGGUGCAGCAGCUGGUGUCUGUCCUCCGCACGCCCCACUCCUCCUUCCAUGAGCACGUGCUGGGGGCUCUCUGCUGCCUGGUGGAGGGGUGUGGCCAGGGGCUGCAGGACUGUCGCAACCCAGACCUGGGGCUGGAGGAGCUGCUGAAACACAAAGCCCAGGAGCUGCAGGGCAAGGAGGAGAGCCAGGAGGAGUUAGAGUUCUGUGAGCGUCUGUUGGCUGCUUGUUUCCGGGGCCAACGCCAUGACGACAACGGAAUGGACCGCUGAAAUUCCAUUGGUUACCACUGAAUCUGCCUUGCCCUCAUUGGUAUGGACAUUUCAGGAUUUAGGAAUCAUUAAAAGGGCCAUCAGUCAUUCUACUGACAUCGCUUAGUCAGCCAUUUUGAAACUUAUUGGCAUUUAUUUAUUCUGAAAGGCUGAAAACCCUUCUACAACCUGGCCGGAUUAUCAGUAUUUUAUUCGGGACAAUGUUCACAGUUGAUACUUUCUUGGGCUCUAUGAUAGACUCUGUUUACAUCCAGAUGACAUUUAUGUUAUUUUCAUUUUGCAGUUUUAUAAGGAUGGAUCUUUAUAGAAAUUCUGGUGGUUCUGGUUUGGAACCAUUAGUGGAGAAAGUGGUGUAAAGUGUAAAGUCUAUGGACUAUUUUAAUGUUCUCGAUUGCCUCAUGCAAAGUUGAAAAGAAUAAAUGUUUUUUUGAAACGCAUAA